AUGUCUCAAAGCAUCAGCCCUGGUGCCCAGCCGUGCAAUAAAUGCAGAUUACAUAUCUAUGUCGGACCUUGCUUUUGUAACGGCAAGAGCGGCGAAGUUUUCGUAUUAUACAGCCGUGUAAUACCAUGUGGAAUUGGAGUGAAUCACCCCCUUCGUGAAGACAAAAUACAUCAUCAUAGGAUAUGCAAAUAUUGUCAUGGUGAGAAGUCAAGGGCAAGAGAAGGAGAUGAGAGAAGGAGGAAAGAUGAUGAGAGAGAGGAAGGGGACAGAGAGGCACUAGAGAUGGUAAGAAGAAUAAAACAAGCGAAUAAAGAGAGACAGAGAGUAUUGAAAGAGGAGAAGGAAAAAGAAAGGGAGAAGGAAAGGAAAAGGGAGGAAGAAAGGAAAAGAGAAGAGGAAAGAGAAAGACAGAGAAAGAGGGAAAGAGAGGCUACAGAUAGACAAUUGAGAGAGAAUAUAGAAAGAGAAAGAAAAAUAGCGAGAAGUGUGAUAACCGGCAGUGGGGGAAAUGAGAGGAGCAAGAGGUGUGAGAGGGGUGAGAGGAGUAACAGAAGAGAGCAAGUGAAAAAAGAAAAUACGAGCAGAGGGGUAAAAGUGGGAAGAGGAGGACAAAGGGGUGAGAAGAUUGAUAGAAACGAGGGUGCUCAGAGGAAUGCGAGAGAUGUGAGAAGCGAAAGCAGAGAGAAGCAGGUGAGGUGGGAAGAUCGUGAUCGAGAAGAGAGAGAAGCCACCGAUACGGCACUCCAAGCGGAGAUCGCAUCAAUCGAUCAUGGAAUCGACUACUGGUAG
Molecule: messenger RNA, 789 nt
Organism: Botrytis byssoidea
Lineage: Eukaryota; Fungi; Ascomycota; Leotiomycetes; Helotiales; Sclerotiniaceae
Exons: 1
Coding region: 1-789 (262 amino acids)
Source: RefSeq, a predicted model, not a curated record